AUGGGGGGCACCAUCAGCAUCCGCAACGACACCCCCUUCGUGAUGCAGGUCAGCCUAGACCAAGUGGGGCCCCUGUACUACUCAAACAAGGUGCAGCCUGGGCAGACAUUCUUCCGCAAAACAGGCAGCGUGCACUUCACGGUCAAGUGCCGCUGGUACCAGGGAAAGGACAUCAGUGACUGGAGUGUCGCUGCCCCAAUCCUGUACACAACUGUGGGUGCCGUCACCCUGGCUGCCUUUGGAGCAGUGGCGGCAGCGGCGGUUGCUGGCGCUGCUGCAGCGGAGGCCGGCGUGGUGGCUGCCGGUGGGGCUGCUGCAGCUGGAGCUGCGGAGGUUGCAGCGGUGGAUGUGGGAGCAGCCGUUGCCGGUGGCAUGGCAGGUGGGGUGGUUGGGGCAGGCGCUACCGCAGGCAUCGUGGGGGCCAAUCCCUCCGAAGGGCUGUGCACGACCAGGCUUGGGGAGCAGACUUUGCACUGGGUGGAUGGCGAUCGCAGGAUGAAUGCGGCCAGCUCGCUGAAGGCAUGUGUGAGGGAGCAUAGGAACUGGUUCGAGGCUGUGAGCCUUGGUUGGUUCGCUGGGAACCAUCCCAGGCUGAGGCUGGUUGGGGGUCCAAAGAUGUUGGGGAAGGACAGUGAGGGCAACCCUAUUUUGGACUUGUCAAAGGGCUCGCCACUGAGGCUCCAGAGGGUGUGA
Messenger RNA from Ostreobium quekettii, 693 nucleotides. Lineage: Eukaryota; Viridiplantae; Chlorophyta; Ulvophyceae; Bryopsidales; Ostreobiaceae. The record is from the annotation of a GenBank genome assembly.